Molecule: messenger RNA, 4686 nt
Organism: Archocentrus centrarchus (flier cichlid)
Lineage: Eukaryota; Metazoa; Chordata; Actinopteri; Cichliformes; Cichlidae
Gene: gc2
Product: guanylyl cyclase 2
Exons: 24
Coding region: 243-3719 (1158 amino acids)
Biological process (GO): intracellular signal transduction; cGMP biosynthetic process; protein phosphorylation
Cellular component (GO): plasma membrane
Molecular function (GO): ATP binding; protein kinase activity; adenylate cyclase activity
Source: RefSeq, a predicted model, not a curated record
CAAAUCCACAAGCUAUACCCUUCUGAAGACUCACCAGCUGGCUUAUGUGUGUAUCUUCAUAAUGCAGCAACACUGGACAACUUUACAGAGUAAAUUCUGGGAUGGAACAACUCAUAGCUGUGACAGUUUGGUGCUGAAGAGUUGCCUUGUGUCUCUCUCAUCAAAUCAUGGGAAGUAGCACUUUCACCUCUAGACCUUCAUCACCCACCCUCCUGUGAGCCUUGGAGGCUGUGAGCCUUGAGAUGCAACAACAGCGCUGUGCCUUCAUCUCCUUACCUCAGACAUGGAAGAAGACACCAGAACCAUCUCCUGAUGUCUGCCUUUCCUUCUUGGCUUCUCUAAUUAACUCUUCUCCUUCCAAUCAUCCAUCUUCCUCCUCACAUCCAUGUUUCUGCUGCUCUCCUCAUCUUUGUCCUUCCUUUGCACCCUUUUCCCUUUGUGGCCUCCUGAGGCUCCUCUUUGUCCUCCUGGCCUCCGUGUGUUUACUGACCUGCCCAGCCCAGGCUGCCUGGUUUCGGGUUGGGGUGGUGGGGCCCUGGGGAUGUGACCCUCUCUUUGCCAAGGCCCUUCCAAGUGUGGCGGCACAGCUCGCCGUCAACCGCAUCAACAAGGACCCUUCGCUGUCCUACGCUGUAACGUUCGAGUAUGCAGUGCUGCAGGAGCCAUGUGAGACAUCCAGGGCACUGGAGGCAUUCAUGGGUUUCCACACCAAAGCUUCAGGCUACAUUGGACCAGCCAACCCAGGCUACUGUGAUGCUGCUUCAAUGCUGAGCAAAGGCUGGAAUAAAGCAUUGUUUCCUUGGGGAUGUGUUGGCUAUGAGUUGGAUGAUGUUCGGAGCCAUCCAACCUUUGCUCGCUCAAUGGCAAGACCUACUUGGGUCCUACUCAGUGUCAUGAGCUACUUCAGGUGGGCUCACGUUGGCAUAAUUUCUUCCUCUGAGGACAUCUGGAAGGAUACGGCUUCCAAGGUGGCUGAUGCCUUGAGGAGCCAUGGCAUGCCAGUCAGACUUGUCACUUUUAUGGAGAACACACCCCAUGGCAUCAGACGAGCUCUCACUAAAAUCCGCAAGAUGAGAGAAAUACGAGUUGUGAUCCUCUGCAUGCACUCAGCACUGAUCGGUGGCACAGUCCAGAGGCUUCUAUUGGAGACGGCCUAUGACAUGCAGAUGAUCGAUGGCUCUCUAGUGUUUGUUCCAUAUGACACACUGCUCUACAGCCUGCCCUACCAUAACGUGACCUACCCAGCUCUGAAGAGGAAUGGAAAACUGCUGCGGGCUUACGACGCCAUGCUGACCAUCACUAUUGACUCACCCCAGGUGUCAUUCUAUGAGGCCUACAAAGAAGCCAUGGGGAAGGGAGAGGUGGCAAGAACAUUGGAACCCCAACAGGUGUCUCCUCUGUUUGGUACAAUCUACAACUCUGUUAUGUUCAUGGCUCAUGCAGUGCAUCAGGUUUUGGAGUCCAAGGAGUGGAUGUCUGGAGGAAAUCUGGCACAACACACCCGCAACUUAGCCUUCCAGGGCUUCAGCCACCCCAUCAAAACCAACAGUUCAGGAGCAGCCCUGCUGGACUACCUCAUAUUAGACACAGACGGAAUAUCCUGGGAGCUGAAGCCAACACACAAGAUCGACAUGGAGAUAGGUAUGGUCCGCUUCUUGGGUAAAGACAUCCAUUUCCCUCGAGGUAAUGAACCCUGGAAAGAUGCCUCAUGCUGGUUUACUCCAGGAGUCAUCUGCUCAGGAGGAGUGGAUUUGUUCUCUACCAUAAGCGCAUUCUUCGGGGUGAUUGCUGCCUUUAUUGGUGCUGUCCCACUGAUUUACUGCAUCAGGCGACGGAUCAAUCAGAUCCGACUGGUCAGAGGUCCCAACAAGAUCUUGCUGACAUUGGCUGAUGUCACAUUCAUAAACCCAUCACUUAGCAAUAAGAAGCUGAGUCUGGAUGACAGCAGGACUAGUGGCAUGAAGAGCAUGUCUGAGCGCAGUCUUGCCUCAACCAUCUCCACCCAAUCUCCAGCCACCUAUGAAAAUUCCAACGUUGUCAUUUUUGAGGGGGACUGGGCGUGGCUGAAGAGACUACCUUAUGGGACAUUUGGCAGCAUCAGCCCCAAAACGAGCGAUGUGUUUGAAUUGAUGAAGGACAUGCGUCAUGAGAAUGUCAACCCUUUCCUGGGCUUCUUUCAUGACUGUGGCGUGUUUGCCAUUGUAACCGAGUUCUGCUCCAGAGGCAGCCUGGAGGACUUGCUCCUAAAUGAAGAUGUCAAACUCGACUGGAUGUUCAAGUCAUCUCUGUUGCUGGAUCUAAUUAAGGGUAUGAAGUAUCUUCAUCACCGUGGAGUAUCUCACACCCGUCUCAAGUCUCGCAACUGCGUAGUGGAUGGGCGUUUUGUCUUAAAGGUCACGGACUAUGGCUACAAUGAGGUUCUAGAGUCUCAAAGGUUCCCCUAUGUUGAACCACGUACAGAUGAGUUACUUUGGACAGCUCCAGAGAUCCUGAGGAGCAGUCAGCCAGGACUACACGGGACCCUACCGGGUGAUGUGUACAGCUUUGCCAUCAUCAUGCAGGAGGUGGUGGUGAGAGGGCCUCCAUUCUGCAUGUUGGAUCUGUCCGAUAAAGAAAUAAUAGAGAAGCUGCGUAAGCCUCCUCCUCUCUGUCGUCCGGUGGUCAGUCCGGACUAUGCUCCAAUGGAGUGCAUCCAGCUGAUGAAACAGUGCUGGAACGAACAGCCAGACAAGAGGCCGCCCUUUGACGAGAUCUUUGACCAGUUUAAAAACAUCAACAAGGGGAAGAAAACCAACAUCAUUGACUCCAUGCUGAGGAUGCUGGAGCAGUACUCGUCUAACCUGGAGGAGCUCAUCAGAGAGCGGACAGAGGAGCUGGAGAUAGAGAAACAGAAGACAGAGAAGCUUUUGACGCAGAUGCUGCCUCCGUCUGUGGCAGAAGCUUUGAAGGUGGGCGGGACAGUCAAGCCAGAAUAUUUUGAUCAGGUGUCGCUCUAUUUCAGCGACAUCGUUGGCUUCACCACCAUCUCAGCUAACAGCGAACCCAUUGAGGUGGUCGAUCUCCUCAACGACCUCUACACGCUCUUUGACGCCAUUAUAGGAAACCACGACGUCUACAAGGUGGAGACGAUAGGUGAUGCUUACAUGGUGGCAUCAGGCGUUCCGGUCCCUAACGGCAUCCGACACGCUGUAGAAAUAGCCAACAUGGCUCUUGACAUCCUGAGUGCUGUGGGGACCUUUAAAAUGAGACACAUGCCUGAUGUUCCAGUGAGAAUACGAAUAGGACUACACACAGGUCCAUGUGUAGCAGGUGUUGUGGGUCUCACCAUGCCUCGCUACUGUCUGUUUGGAGACACAGUGACCACUGCCUCUCGUAUGGAGUCCAGCGGGAUGCCUUACAGGAUCCACGUCCAUCAGAGUACAGUGAAGGUCCUGCAUGACCUAAAUCUUGGCUACAAGUUGGAGUUGAGAGGAAGGACAGAAGUCCGGGGGAAAGGAAUAGAGGAGACCUACUGGCUCGUAGGAAGAGAUGGAUUUACUAAACCUCUGCCUGUUCCUCCAGAACUCAAGUCCGGCACCAGCAUUUGCAUCCCGAGGAAGCAAUCAAAGGACAUGAAGCUAAUGUUUCACAAGGCAGUGAAGAAGAUCUCGCAUGUCCGUGUCGUGACGCAGCUCUACGUGCACGAAGAUGACGACAACGUCAUGAUGACGCAUCACUGAAUGACCUGUUAUCCAUGACUGGACACCAGUAUCUCCAGCCUCCACGCUAUUCCAGCGGGAAACACAGUAGAGAAAAUGGAUACAAACACCAUCUUUAAUUUCCAGGAAGAAAGCAUGAAACAAAACUCUGCUGGUGAUUAUCCACACAGGGCAGUGAACAGGAGGAGGACGAGGGUGAAAGUGUAACUUCAGAUUAACAGGAGUCACUGUGUCUGUGUGUGUGGGUGUGUUUACGUCUGUGUGUAUUAGCAGCUUGAGCUGAGGACAUGAAGUCCAGUGUGGGGCUAUGUAUAGAGGCCAGCAAAUAGAGACUCAGCAAAGCAGGGAUCUGCAGAAGCUGUCUGUCAGCAGCAAAGGAGCCCAGCUAAUCUCUCCCAUUCAUUUCCUCCUCUUUUGUUUAGUUUCUGUCUGAAGCAAGAAAAGGUGAGGAUGAGCAGGCUUUGUGGGGCCUUGCAUUUGUAUUGGAAUGGCACAAAAACACAGAAAUACCCAGAAAUGAUUACUUGUUUUGGUACUUGCAGUAGUUACUGUCCCCACUUGGAAUUAGAAAGGUAUUAGUCAUUGUAGCUUGUUUGAUUGAUUGAUUUAUUUUUGCAAAAAUAAAUAAAUAAAUAAUCUAAAGAUAGUGAGAGGUUACAGCUUAAAAAUGUAAUGAAAAAGAAAACAAAACUAAUAAAGUUACAUUAUAAAGGACUAAGAAAAAUAUAGAUUUGGGGUAUUUUUUUCUUAAUGUAGAGAAUGAAAACUCCUAAAAAUGACAUCAAAUGUCUAAACUGCAUUAUCAUCUCUCUUUUAAAAUACACACUCAUAAAAUUAAACAUCUGUAUAAGGAGCAGUGGUGAUUCGACAGUCCGUUGGGGCCCCAGACAAAAAUUCAGAUGGAGUUUCUCCGUCCACAGUUCAUCACCAUUAGGUUAGAAAUACAAUAACCAGGAAACAUUAGCAAACUUAGCAUUCAUAGUUUGAA